UUUGAUCAUUCUUGAAUCAGCAUUAACAAUGAAGAUUGAAAAUUUUCCGCUUCGAAUAUUCAUCACUUAUUCCAGUUUGAUAGGUUUUACAUUCAGUGAAUUGAAAUGGAAAAAUUGGCCACAUCUAAUCAAAUGUGUAUCGAUGAUAAUGAUUCAUCUUUAUGUUUGUACUUUAUUCACCGAUCAUAAAAAGGCAAAAGGAAUGCAUGCAAAAGAAUUAACACGAAAUCAUUUCGGUACAAUGAUGGAUUUGGCUUUUGAAAAUUUUUUUCAAUUAGCAUUUAUCUGUUCAUAUAUAUUCUAUUAUAUAAAUGGUCAUUUAUUAAUACGUUCAUCCUAUUGGAUUUAUUUGGAUUAUGAUGCAAAAAGAAUUCUAUCAAAAUUAUUUAACCAAAUUCGACAAUACUAUCAAUCUAUUACUUUAUUAUAUUUUGUUCUUAUCAUUCAAACGGCCUGA
Molecule: messenger RNA, 457 nt
Organism: Dermatophagoides pteronyssinus (European house dust mite)
Lineage: Eukaryota; Metazoa; Arthropoda; Arachnida; Sarcoptiformes; Pyroglyphidae
Source: RefSeq, a predicted model, not a curated record